Thalassophryne amazonica is the source of this 1139-nucleotide messenger RNA. Its product is annotated as transcriptional coactivator YAP1-like. NCBI's taxonomy places the organism in Eukaryota, Metazoa, Chordata, Actinopteri, Batrachoidiformes, Batrachoididae. Gene Ontology annotation, cellular component: cytoplasm; nucleus. Gene Ontology annotation, molecular function: transcription coactivator activity; protein binding; transcription corepressor activity. The transcript has 3 exons. The record is from RefSeq and is a predicted model, not a curated record. The coding region runs from base 583 to 1125 and encodes 180 amino acids. Gene Ontology annotation, biological process: hippo signaling; positive regulation of transcription by RNA polymerase II.
UCCUGUCCCAGUAAAUGUAAGCCCCGCCCCCAGGAGCCGCCGUCCCAUGAGUCAUAAAGUUUGAUGUCCUGCCCAAAGUUCAGAUCCGAGUGGAGCAAACUUUUUUUCCUUCUGCAAAGUGAGCUGCGGUGAUUUGUUUUGAGAACUAUGUCUCUUUUUUGCACAAACAACUUAGAGUUUGCUUAAAUACAAACAGAGACCGUUUGAAGCUUUUUGCUCUUUCGUUCCUGCGGGGUUUUUUUUUUUUUUUUUUUUUUAAGUUGGGGCUGGACGACAACAGAUUCCAACUGUGGAGUCGAUAUGCGCUUUGUUAUAUUCUCAAGUAUGCCAGCAAGAAACGUCAGGAAAAGGCUGUCUUUCACCUCAGACUUCGACAGCUAACUGAGAAAACACAGCCAGAAAACUUUUAGAAUGACUCCGGAGAAUUUCCACUGACUGACCCGACGUCAAGAAUUCCAGAAUUCCUGCUGCGUGUGGAAAAAUUCGGGAUUGGCAACGGAUUGCUUUUCCGUGAGUCACUGAACUUAACUUUUCUUUAUUCGAACAUAAAGUUGUCAGUCUGGUUUAUUGGGGUGGUUAAAAAUGGAUCCGAUCCAGCACACCCCUCCCGCCGGACACCAGAUCGUCCACGUACGGGGGGACUCGAACACAGACCUGGAGGCGCUGUUCAACGCCGUGAUGAACCCCAAAAACUCCACUGUUCCUCCGUCCGUGCCCAUGAGACUGAGGAAGCUGCCGGACUCCUUCUUCAAACCUCCAGAACCAAAGUCUCACUCCAGACAAGCCAGUACUGACGCUGGAACAGGCGGCGCGCUCACUCCCCACCAUGUCCGUGCACACUCCUCCCCGGCCUCCCUGCAGAUGGGAGCUGUUUCCCCUGGCUCCCUGUCUGGCAUAGCCUCAGCAGGUGCUUCCCCUCAACACCUUCGCCAGUCCUCCUAUGAGAUUCCAGAUGAUGUGCCAUUGCCCCCGGGGUGGGAGAUGGCCAAGACCGCUUCUGGCCAGAGAUACUUCCUCAACCACAUUGAUCAGACCACCACUUGGCAGGAUCCUCGCAAGACCCUACUCCAGAUGAACCAGAGCGCACCGGCCAGUACUGUGCCAGUCCAGCAACAAACCUUAUGAAUCCUGCAAGUGGU